AUGAGGUUAUGUUAUCACUGCGAUCAGGUUGGCCACGUUAAGGCCAACUGUCCAUUGCUAGCCGCCAAGCCGGUGCAGGCUCCAAUGCCGACUACUUUGAGGAUCACGGAUGGGAGACCAGUCAGGGCAGAGCCUCCGAAGGCUCAGGGUACGUUCCUAGUGAACUCCUUACCUGCAUUGGUUUUAUUUGACUCGGGGGCGAGUCGGUCUUUUGUAUCUCAGACAUUUAGUAGGGAGUUCAAAGUGCCAGUGGGCGAGCUAGAGUGUCCGUUGCGAGUUUCUAUCGCCAACGAACACGGGGUUUCUGCUUCUUCGAUCUACCGAGGGUGCGAGAUGGAGAUCUUCGGGGUACCUUUUAAGAUAGACUUGAUUCCGAUCCCCAUGGGGGAUGUGUGCGUGAUUGUGGGGAUGGACUGGCUCAGUCGUUUCGGUGCCAUGAUUGAUUGCGAGGGUCAGUGGGUAGUGGUUCGAACCCCAAGUGGGGGAGAGUUGAUUAUAUAUGGCGAGGGCACCCGAGUGGGAUCAGGGUUUUGUUCAGCCGUCAGGGCUCGACAGUAUAUUCAGCACGGGGGUGUGGGUUACCUAGCGUAUGUAUUGGAUACGCGAGCCAGGGAUCACAUUUCGGUUUCCGAUGUUCCGGUGGUCAGGGAGUUUGCAGAUGUGUUUCCGGAGGAGUUGCCAGGGAUACCUCCGGAGAGGCAGGUCGAGUUCAGGAUCGACCUGGUGCCAGGUGCGGCUUCUAUCGCUAAGGCGCCGUACUGA
Messenger RNA from Lactuca virosa, 762 nucleotides. NCBI's taxonomy places the organism in Eukaryota, Viridiplantae, Streptophyta, Magnoliopsida, Asterales, Asteraceae. The record is from the annotation of a GenBank genome assembly.